Messenger RNA from Caenorhabditis auriculariae, 4591 nucleotides. NCBI's taxonomy places the organism in Eukaryota, Metazoa, Nematoda, Chromadorea, Rhabditida, Rhabditidae. The record is from the annotation of a GenBank genome assembly.
AUGUCGGUCGUCGAGCGGAACGUGGACAUGCUUCUUUCGACUGGCGCCUGGCCAAGAAUCGAGAAAUUGAUCCAUCUGUUGUCCCGGCAGCUCUCCAUGAACGAGGAGACUCAUUAUCGGUGGGUUUUGAGAGGAAAAUUCAGUUUUUAUGAGGGAAAUUGGCUGUUGAAGAUGUUUUCCUUCAUUAUUUUCAUUUCACGUUUCACGUUUCAUUUCUAAAAGCCUAAGGUACCUAUUUUAGUGCGUUUCGUAUGCAAGGAGUUUUUAAAAUCACUUAAAAUUAUGGAAGAGCUCAAAUUUACCCAUAUAGUCGUGUAAUUUUUGAAAAGAAACUUGAAAAAGGUCGAAUUUUUCAUUUUUGUACUGAAAAUUUUUUUCAAAACAGCGGAAUCUUUAUUUUUUUAUUUUUAUAUUUUUUUCAUAAAUAGAAGGUCCUUGGAAGGUAAAAACUUAAAACUGGCUCUCAGAAGCCUGCAAGAAGGCUUCCAGCAGGUCUCUAGAGGAUAAGUAGAGGUUCUGAAAAGCUUCCAAACGCCUUCCGAGGAACUCCAGAAGGUCCUUGGAAGGUAAAACUUGAAACUGGCUGCCAGAAGCCUGCAAGAAGCCUUUCAGCAGGCUCCUAGAGAAUGAAUAGAAGUUCUGAAAAGCUCUAAACGCCUUCCGAGGAGCUUCAGAAGGUUUUUGGGAGGUAAAAAAUUAAAAAUACCUGCCAGAAGCCUGUAGGAAGCCUUUCAGCAGGUCUCUAGAGGAUAAGUAGAGGUUCUGAAAAGCUCUAAACGCCUUCCGAGGAGCUUCAGAAGGUUUUUGGGAGGUAAAAAAUUAAAAAUACCUGCCAGAAGCCUGUAGGAAGCCUUUCAGCAGGUCUCUAGAGGAUAAGUAGAGGUUCUGAAAAGCUUCCAAACGCCUUUGAGGAGCUUCAGAAGGUCCUUGGAAGGAGAAUAAUUGAAAAUAGCCGCUAGAAGCCUGCAAGAAGCCUUUCAGCAAGUCUCUAGAGAAUGAAUAGAGGCUUUUGUGAAGCUACGUAUGUGUAAGGCGUUGCUGAAAAGUUUCCAAACGCCUUCCGAGGAGCUUCAGAAGGUCCUUGGAAGGUGAAUAAUUGAAAAUGGCCGCUAGAAGCCUGCAAGAAGACUUUCAGCAGGUCUCUAGAGGAUAAGUAGAGGUUUUGAAAAGCUCUAAACGCCUUCCGAGGAACUUCAGAAGAUAGUUGGAAGGUAUAAACUUGAAAAUGGCUUCUAAAGGGCUUUCAGAAAGCAUCUGAAGGAUAACUAGAGGUUUUGAAAAGCUAUAAGGGAAGCUUUUGACUUCUUGCUGGCAUAGGCAAAGUCGGAAAAGGUGGAAAAAGGCUCCAUAUAGAUGUUCCUUUAAGGGUGUUGAAGGCUCCUUUUUGCGGCCUUUCUGCACCUUUUCAUUGGCCCUUAUGCACCAUUUUUGCUGCCUUUCCCUGUUCCACCAUUUCUCGAUACGUCCCAGAAAGUAAAAGACCUUUUGCAGCCUUUCUGCAGCCUUUUUGCGGCCUUUUUGCAGCCUUUUUGCGGCUUUUUUGCAGCCGAUUUGCGGCCUUUUUGCGACCUUUUUGCGGCCUUUUUUGUAGCCUUUUUGAGCCUCAUCCACUAUUCCGACUUUGCCAGAAAAAAGGCUUCACAACCGAAAGCAGAAGCUUCUCAGUUCCUACCUCAAACUCAUUCUUCGAACAUUUUCAGUGAGUUCGCGAUCGUGGUGCUGAACGCCUUGUGUCUGGCGAGCGAGGCGGCGUGCUUCGUGGCGGCCAACGACACGCAAACCAUCGCCACCCUCGUUCACUUCAUCGACACGGCCGACCAGAACAUGCACGGCGUGAUGCAGACCCACGGGAUGGCCGCCCUCCGCGACUCGCCCGAAAUGAUGGGCACCUCCGUCGGCAUGCUCCGCCGAGCCGCCUCCAUGCUCCGGAUGCUCAUCAAGGUCCCCGGCGCCUACAAGUUCUACAUCAAGCAUCAGCAUCGCCUCCUGCAGUUCACCAUGAGUCAGCUGGUUCGUUUUUGGAUCUUUUUAUAGGGUUUUUAUGAGAAAAUUCGAGGAAAAGGGCAUUUUUUGCAAUUUUGCUUAGGUAAGCUGGUUGAUUUUAGAGAUUUUGUGCGACUUUUCAAGAAAAAAUUCAUGGUUUUAGUCGAAAAUAUGAGAAAAAUGUCAUUUUUUGGAAUAAACCAUGAGUUACCUGGAUGGUUUUGAGAUUUAUAUACGAUUUUUUGAGGAAAAAUAGGAGUUUUUGUUGAAAAUUUGGGGAAAAUGGCCUUUUUUGGAAUGUACCAUGAGUUAGUUGAAUGGUUUUGGGACUUUUAUGCGACUUUUUGGACAAAAAAUCAGAAUUUUUGUUGAAAAUUUGAGAAAAAUGGCCUUUUUCGGAAUUUACCAUGAGUUAGUUGAAUGGUUUUGAGAUUCGUAUGCGAUUUUUUCAAGAAAAAUAGGAUUUUCUGUGGAAAAUUUGAGAAAUAAGACAUUUUUUUUCUUUCUGAUCAGCUGUUCCUCUUCAAAAAAUGUAUACCUAAAGAGUCAGUGGACUUUGAAAAAAUUGCAAAAAUCAAAGCGCCCAGAGGAGUCGAUCCCUUGACCCUAAAAUUGGAGAUCGAAGGCUCUACCGGCUGAGCCAAGAAUGAAAGGAUUGAAGAAGGUUGCCCGCCAACGUGAUUCAUAAAGUGGUCAUUUUAGUGUUUCUGAAGCUUUUUUGAGGUCCAUUUCUCAAAUAUAGCGCUGAGGAAAGUUUAAGAGGUCACUUAAAAGGGAAAAGUUUGAAUUUUUAAAAACGGUUCUUCAAAAUUCAUCAAUUCCUACGUUCGAAGAAGCUCUCCAUGGAGGAAAUUUGGAAUCUUUCAACUCAAUUCUGAUGAAUUUUUCAUAGUUAAAAAUUUUACAGAUGGACUCCCGAGUCGCUGGAAUGAUCGCCGAUACGUUGUUCGAAAUGCAAGAAAUCGCGAAACGAAACGGCGACGACGAGGCGAACGUGACGCCGAACGCAGUGAGAAGCUCGGAAACUGGUUGGUUUAAAAAAAAAAAAUCAAAAAAUGAUAGAUCUAACUUCGAUGAGAACUCUGCCCCCUUUGCAAGAAAACCGCGCCCUCUUUGCAUUUUUUUUUCCUGAUACUUCAGGGUUAAGGGAUCAUUAGAGAGUCUUAAGUGAUCACUCUAGGGUAAUUUUUACCAAGAAGACAAAUGGAUCAGUUUGACAUCCUCGAAGGAUCUUUUUGGAGGCCUAAGUGGUCACUGUAGGGUUUUUUUUCUUCGGAAGACAUGCGGAAUAGUAGGUCCUCUUUAAAUUAUCAUCAAAGAGUUUUAAGUGAUCACUCUAGGACACUUUUUCUCGGAGGACAAAUGGAGUAGUUGCUCUCCUCAAGUGAUCAUUAUAGAGGCCUAAGUGGCCCCUCUAGGGAAUUUUUCCUCACUUUAGUGACCACUCAAAGAAGACCAACUGUUCCAUUUGUCUCCCACGAGGUCUGAGCUCUCAGGGAUCAUUAAAGAGGAGUGAAUGGAGUUAUUUUUCCCUUGAGUGACCACUUAGGGACGACCAACUACCCCGGGGUCCGAGUUUUUCAGAAAUACAGUGUAUUUUUGCCCGAAAAUGGUCGAUAUAUGUUACAGAUUCUGACGCGGUGAAAAAAGAGCCGGAAGAAUUGUUGGCGGAAGACGCCGAAGCGAGUUGCUCCUCCGUGGCGACGACGUCGACGGCGGAGAAAGAUGUGAAGACGUCGAUAAGUGACGUCACCACGAAUUGCAACACGAAUGGGGAUUCUGGCGUCCAUUCGACGACCAAUGGAUCUCUUGUCAAUGGAAACGAGAAGAGGUCCAACAAACGACACAAUAGUGAAGAGGUUGGUGGUUUUUUUGGGAGUUUAGUGGGCUAAAAUUAUGGUAUAUGGUUAGGUACACCAAAAAUUGAAGCUUUAUUGGCUAACGAUUUUUUUUUUCCUAUUCUAAGGACCCUUGGGAAGGGAAGAAGCUUGAUUCAGGAGAAAAUGAGUAGGAAAAAAAGUCAUAAAUAAAAUAGUUUUUUUGAAAAAAUCAGAAGUCGAUGGUAUUUGAAGCCGCUAGUUGACAUAUGAAACUGAAAAAAUGAACUUUUUUUUUUGAAAAUUUUUGAUUUUGUCUCCUUGAGGGAAUGUGCGCUCUAUGGACAAUCUUUCAAUUUUCGUUUUUUUUUUCAGAAAAAUUAAAUUUUUAGCUGUCAUUUAUGUGGGAUAAGUGUAAUAUUACCUCAACUAAUAUUGGAAAAAUCCGAUUUUGAAAGUUUUAUCCGUAGAGCACAUAUGUGCUGCAUUUUCGGUAGGCUCAAAUUUUUGGGGAUUUUUUUCAUUUUUUUUUUUUUUUUUGAUAAAAUUGUAUGAAUAGUAAUGAUUUUCUUGAAAGAUACAGUAAAUUUGAAAGUUGAUAAUCGUUUUUUUUUUUAAGGGGAAUAAUGGAAAAAAUAUUUUUUAAUCGAAAUUUGAAUUUUCAGAAGUCGAACUCGCCGCCGAGCAAACGGUCCUGUCUUCAGAAUGGCUACGAGAAAAAGAACGGAAAAAUUGACAACGUCAAGAUUUCCGAGGCACAUGACAAGGGGGCGAUGACCGCCGUCGCCUGA